Habropoda laboriosa is the source of this 1401-nucleotide messenger RNA. RefSeq lists its product as uncharacterized. The record is from RefSeq and is a predicted model, not a curated record. The transcript is spliced from 4 exons. Lineage: Eukaryota; Metazoa; Arthropoda; Insecta; Hymenoptera; Apidae. Bases 1 to 1401 code for a protein of 466 amino acids.
AUGCAAACAGGUGGACAGGAUAAAUGUGCAGGAUACAUUAUCCUUGUUGAUAGUUCUGGCGCGGAUGUAGGCGUGGAGUGUAUAAGCCAAGGACUCUUUACUCUAGAAAGCCUGAAUCUUCCACAGAUAUCGCAACCCCAUCGAGACCAGUCCUCGAACGAAACUAUCUCGAACACGCCGGAUUGCAAACAGAAUUCUACCGAUUCGACGGGAGCUAAGGAAAUGGAACAGGUUGCACGAGAAGCAGGACCGGUUUCUUCGGAAGAGGCGCGGAUUGUUCCCGUAAAGCCACCCCGUAAUCGAGUCAGAGUGAAGAAGCGAAUCUGGUCCUCCGCGCUAACAGGCCAGCUAGAGAAUAUCACGAAUUCCUCUUCGGAGGUGGGUGGAACCACGAAAGUGGUACAGGCUCAGAUCGAGGGGAAUCCUGUAAAUUGUGCAUCGAGCCAGGCCUUCGAGCCUUUCCGUUGCGAUUACGGCAAUUCUUCGCGGAAUGGUUCCAGUCAGAACCAUCUCAAACCUGAAAAAGCCAGGAAACUGUCAUCUGGAUUCGGGAAGAAAUGGAAGAACCUGAAGAAAGCGUUAAUUAGCUCAAGUUCCGAGCAACCAACGUUGUUCAAAGGCACAGAAACGGACAAUACUGAAAGACUGAACGUUCCAGCGAGAACUUUGAAGCCAUACUCACCUCUGCAGUAUUCAGCCAUGCUCCAAAAAAGUCGGCUCGUCGAUGCAUCGACCUCGACGAGGAUAAGUGCGAACGCGAGAGCGCAAAAUGACGAAACCGUCGCGAAACGCGGGAGCUUGCACAAUAAUGUCGAAACACAUUCGACGCGAAAUGAUUCUCCUUACCCAAACACGGGAACCUUGCAAGAAGUCGCGUCGCUGAUCAACGAUCAAUCCGUCGACGGGAAGUUGCUCUGUGACGUCAGUAUUAGAGGUCUGGCGAUGAACCAGGCACAAUUUUUGGAUCUGUUCGAAGCUAGCGAAGGCAGCACUCGGACAGCUUCCAUCGUCACCACAGAGGAAGCUUCUAUAAUUUCCAUCAAGUUCCAUCGUCCGAGGAACACAAACGAAAACCUUCAAACGAGCGACACUUCUUUCUUCGAGUGUCCGUUGAAGAAAUUGUACAAAAAUCUGCCGGAAAUAUUCGAGAUUUCGCCGAUUUCUAAGCUGUUCAAAUCGCAGGAGGUGUCGGAAAGGAGCAAUCCUGUCGCUCCUUCUAUCCACGUCUCCGAUCACUCGAGAUCGCUGAAUAAUUCGAGAAACGAGACCUCUUACAUAGCGUUUCCUAACGUGACGAACAGAUUCGUCGCUGACGAGUCGGUGUCCAGCAGGAAGAGAACCUUGUCUAAACGAUUCGGUAACAGUCACACGACUAGAUUCACCGAAGAACGCCGAAUAUGA